UCGCGAAACCAUCGAUAACGAUCUCGCCUGUAACGAGCGCGAGAUGCCGCGCCGAUGUUCCGUGUCCGCGGUCUUAAAUUAGUCGUUGUUAGCGGACGAUUCGCGUGCUCCGACACAGCCGUCGCUCCCGAGCGCGUUCGCUUCGAUCUCGAAACAGAGAAACCCGAAAAUACAUGGUUUGACGUAGAACGGGAGUUUCAAAGUAAGCAAGCAAGCAAGACCGGAGCAUUUGUUGUUUCUUUUCGUUCCUCGCCGAAAAGAGACCCCACCGCGGAACGGGCCACCUUGCCUAACAGCGUGCCCGGACCCAGGGAACACACGCGCAAAUGAGCCAGAAGAAGAUUCUGCUGAGGUCCGCGCUCUCGUGCGACGUGGAGGACGGUCUGCUGGACAUGGAUCAGAUCAUGGGCAUCGCUCAGAACCCGAGCCCGUGGGAGGAGAUCGACAACUUCGUCCAGUGCAAUUUCAUGCAAGGUAUUCUGAACGAGUUUAACGAGUUGAUCACGCUCGACCCGCAACGGAAGCCUCCAGAGUACACGAAGAAACGGACCGCAAGAAGUCCUCGCGAGAAGAAGGAAGAGAGUUCCGCGGAAAAGGCGCAAAGUAAUUCGAAAGCCACUGGUGGGAAGCCGAGAGGUAAAGCAGAGAAGACAAUGAAACAGAAGUCGGUGAAAGAGAAGUCGAUGAAAGAGAAGACAAAGGAGCAGAAGGAGAAGAAACGUGAUAAAGACGUGAAAAAGGGGGAGGGUGCGAGCAGCUGCAAGAAGGGAGCGAGGAAAUCGGCCAAGGAUCAGAAGAGUCAAGGGAAUUCCUCGGAAGCCAAGGUGAACUCGACCGUGAAAAGGUCGGGAGACAGGGCUUCGAUCGGGUCGAAGAUGGCUGAGACGAUGCAGGAGACGAUGCAGGAGACGGUGCAGGAGACGAUGGAGAUGGAAGGAACGAAGGAAUCGGUGCCCUCCCAGGACACGAAUGUUUUUUCGUUCGAGCCUAUCGAAGAAUCCACGCGAAUCGAUUAUUCCUGCGACUACGAUGGAGAAUCUGUCAAAACAUCGAUGUCGAACGGAAAUCAUGGCGUGCCGUGCUCAAACGCGUUCAAUGCAACAAUUCCGAACGGUGUUCAGGAAGAGAAAAAUGGCGGAAGGAAAUCUUUGAACAGUUCGAAAGGCGAAUGCGCGAGAAAAGCGAGACAUUCUGUGAAAAAAAUCGCGGAGGAACACGGUUCGGACAAUCGUGAGGAAUUUGUCGAGAAAAUGAAAAAAAAGAGACAGUCUUUAGGGAAAUCGAGAUGCUCGAAUAAGAAAAAUGCAGAAAUGAUCGUUGAGAAAGGUAUUUCCUUAGGUUGCUCGAAUAACGAAUGUUCGCGACAUGAAACGAAUCCGGAGAAGCAAAUUUCGGAAAAUCGUGAGGAAUUUGUUGAUAAAGUGCAAACGCAGAGACAGUCUUUGGGAAAAUCGAAAUGCUCGGAAAAAGGGGAUGCAGAGAAGAUCUUGGAGGAAGAUAUUUCGAAUAAUAACUUUGAUGGAAAAGAGAAAGUGAAGAGGAAAUCCAUAAAUUGCUCGAAAAAGCAAUGUUCGCGAAAAGAAACGAAUGUGGAGAAGCAAAUUUCGGAAAAUCGUGAGGAAUUUGUUGAAAAAGCGCGAACGCAGAGACAGUCUUUGGGAAAAUCAAAAUGUUCGGAAAAAGAGAAUGCAGAAAAUAUCGCGGAGAAUAAUAUUUCGAGUAAUUAUGAAAACUUUGAUGGAAAAGCGAAAGAAAAGAGAAAGUCAAUGAAUUGCUCGAAAAACGAAUGUUCGCGAAAAGAAACUGAAAAAUUUGUUGAAAAAGUGCAAACACAGAAAAAAGAGAAUGCAGAUAAUAUCGCGGAGAAUAAUAUUCCGAGUAAUUAUGAAAACUUUGAAGAAAAAGCGAAAGGAAAAAGGAUGUCGUCGAGUUGCUCGAGAGACGAAUGUUCGCGAAAAAAAGAAACGAACGCGGAGAAACAAAUAUUGGAUAAUCACGAGUGUUUGGGCGAUGAAAGAAAAGAAAAGAGACGGUCUCUGGGGAAAUCGAAAUGUUUGGCAGAGGAGAGGAACGUCGAAAAGCCUGUGGAGAGAAUGACUUCGCAAGAUCGUGAGAAAUUUGACGCAGAAAAGAAGGAGAAGAUGAGAUCCCCGGGUCGAGUGAAAUGUUCGAAAGGGGAGAAGAAUCGUGCGGAGAAAGCCAUGAAGAAACAAAUUUCGGACGAUCGUAAGGUGUUCGACGAGGGGAAGAAAGCAGGAGGGAAAUCUCUGGGAAGCUCGAACUGCGCGAAAAAGGAGAAGUGGCGUCCCGAGGAGAACGAGAGGAAAACAAAAAAGUGGAGGGAGCCGAAAGCGAGCGAGCAGCAGGAUGAUAUAUCUGCGGCGAUCAAAGGCGAGAAACUUGGAAGAUUUGAGAGACUGUUGCUGAGCAAGCAGAAGAGACGCGAGGAAAGGAGAAUACGUAGGCACGAGAGAGAGGCGGGCCGAGCUAUGGAGAAAUUCGGCAAACACGUAACGAAGAUCGUGAAGUCGAUGGGAUAUAACAUAGACGUCGAUAUGGGAUCGAACACGGCCAGUGAUGAUUCCGAUGACUGUUCUUGCUGUUCUUCCCAUUCCAGCUCGUGUUCCGGUUCCGACUCCAGCUCGUGUUCCUAUUCCGACUCCAGCUCGUGUUCCUAUUCCGAUUCCUCCUGUUCCUGCAGUUCAGAUUCUUGUUCUUGUUCCUAUUCCUACUCGUGCUUCACAAAUUCUAGUUCUUCUUCCGAUUUCUAUUCCUGCACAUUUUCCAAAGACUCUUCCAGAGAAUACUCGGAAUACAGUCCAUGCUCCGACUGAAGAUUUAUCCGUUUCAUUCUUAUGCAAUCUGAUAUAUAUUUGAUUCGUUGAAUUAUUUAUUUCUUCGGGAAUUGUACCGUAAUAAGAAGAAAACGCUUUGGAACGUGGUUCUUCGUUCGUGGAACGUCAGCCGGUUAUCUGACGGACCAUGUUUUAAGUAUUAACGGCGCUGCACGCUUAUUUUUAUCUUAUUAAACGGUUCGAUAGAGAUGUAAGACUCGCGUAUCUAUAAACUGAAGAAAUUUUUUUAUAAAAAAAAAGUCAGCUGCUUGUCCGACGGACAAAGCGAUCCAGGUGUGUUCAAGUAUUAACCGCGCUGCGCGCUUAUUUUUACCUUGGUAAACUGUGUUCGAUAGAUGUAAGACUCGUGUACGUAUGAAGAAAUUAUGAAUAAAAGAAUACGAUUACCCUCCGUAGAUAUCGAUUCGUUAAGGAAA
This is a messenger RNA of Megalopta genalis, 3271 nucleotides long. RefSeq lists its product as uncharacterized. Lineage: Eukaryota; Metazoa; Arthropoda; Insecta; Hymenoptera; Halictidae. The record is from RefSeq and is a predicted model, not a curated record.